Molecule: messenger RNA, 1784 nt
Organism: Gekko japonicus
Lineage: Eukaryota; Metazoa; Chordata; Lepidosauria; Squamata; Gekkonidae
Gene: TCP1
Product: t-complex 1
Exons: 12
Coding region: 83-1762 (559 amino acids)
Biological process (GO): protein folding
Cellular component (GO): chaperonin-containing T-complex
Molecular function (GO): ATP hydrolysis activity; ATP binding; ATP-dependent protein folding chaperone
Source: RefSeq, a predicted model, not a curated record
CGGGGUCACCCAGAAAGCACUGCGCCAUUAGGGGACUGAGUGGUACGCGCACGUUGCCUUUUUUGUCUCUUUGUUCGGAAAGAUGGCGGCGCUGGAGGGACCUUUGGCGGUCUUCGGAGACCGGGGCACCGGUGAGACCGUUCGCACCCAGAACGUUGUGGCUGCUGCUUCCAUUGCCAACAUUGUGAAGAGUUCCCUUGGCCCAGUUGGUUUGGAUAAAAUGUUGGUGGAUGACAUUGGUGACGUGACCAUUACGAAUGAUGGUGCAACCAUUCUGAAGCUGCUGGAGGUAGAGCAUCCUGCUGCAAAAGUUCUGUGUGAACUAGCAGAACUACAAGAUAAAGAAGUAGGAGAUGGCACCACCUCUGUGGUAAUUAUUGCUGCAGAACUACUGAAAAAUGCAGAUGAAUUGGUGAAACAGAAAAUUCAUCCUACUUCCAUCAUUAGUGGAUAUCGUCUUGCUUGCAAGGAAGCAGUUCGCUACAUCAAUGAAAAUCUUGUUAUUAACUCAGAUGAGCUGGGCAGGGACUGUCUGAUUAAUGCAGCUAAAACAUCUCUGUCUUCCAAAAUUAUUGGAGUUGACAGUGAUUUCUUUGCCGACAUGGUAGUGGAUGCUGCUCUUGCAGUUAAAUAUACAGAUCAAAAGGGGCAAGCACGUUAUCCCAUCAACUCCAUUAACGUUUUAAAGGCACAUGGCCGCAGUCAGAAAGAGAGCAUUCUCGUAAAUGGCUAUGCAUUGAACUGUAUUGUGGGAUCCCAAGGCAUGACCAAAAGAAUAGUUAAUGCAAAGAUUGCAUGUCUUGACUUCAGCCUGCAAAAGACUAAAAUGAAGCUUGGUGUUCAGGUGAUUAUCACAGACCCUGAGAAACUGGACCAGAUCAGGCAGAGAGAGGCCGACAUCACUAAAGAGAGAAUUCAGAAGAUCCUGGCUACAGGAGCCAAUGUUGUUCUGACCACUGGCGGCAUUGAUGAUAUGUGUCUGAAAUACUUUGUGGAUGCUGGUGCCAUGGCAGUACGCAGAGUUCUAAAAAGAGACCUUAAACACAUUGCUAAGGCUGCUGGAGCCACGAUUUGUUCUACUCUGGCAAACCUGGAAGGAGAAGAAACCUUUGAAGUAUCAAUGCUGGGGCAAGCAGAAGAGGUGGUUCAAGAGAGAAUUUGUGAUGAUGAAUUGAUUUUAAUUAAGAAUACUAAGGCACGAACAUCAGCCUCGAUUAUAUUGCGAGGAGCAAAUGACUUCAUGUGUGAUGAGAUGGAGCGAUCUCUGCAUGAUGCUCUUUGUGUUGUCAAAAGAGUACUAGAGUCAAAGUCAGUUGUACCAGGAGGUGGAGCUGUUGAAGCAGCACUUUCCAUUUAUCUAGAGAAUUAUGCAACUAGCAUGGGAUCACGUGAACAGCUUGCUAUUGCGGAAUUUGCAAGAUCUCUCCUAGUAAUUCCAAACACUUUAGCAGUCAAUGCUGCCCAAGAUGCCAUAGAUCUUGUUGCAAAACUCAGGGCAUUUCAUAAUGAGGCUCAAGUUAAUCCUGAACGGAAAAAUCUGAAAUGGAUUGGCCUUGAUUUAAUCAAUGGAAAGCCACGUGACAAUAAGCAGGCUGGUGUAUUUGAGCCUACCAUGGUCAAAACCAAGAGUUUGAAGUUUGCAACAGAAGCAGCAAUUACUAUUCUUCGAAUUGAUGACCUUAUUAAAUUGCACCCUGAAAGCAAAAACGAUAAAGGUGGAUGUUAUGAAGAUGCAGUUCACUCUGGAGCAAUUGAAAACUAAAUGGAUUUUUAAUGUAAUGUUC